AUGCUGCGGUGUCACGCUGUCGCCGCUCGCAUUCCCGGGGCCACCGGCUCCGGUGGCGGUGUCCUGCUGUCCGUCUCCUUCCGAGCUGAGGUGGCACCGCCGCUCUUGUGCCACGCAGGUGUCCCCAGGAGGACGCGGGUGGUGCCCGAGGAGCGCAGCCCCACCUGGAACGAGGAGCUGGUGUGGCCGCUGGACACGCGUCCCCUCAGUGCCACCGACGCUCUGGAGCUGCGACUGCGGCGCUGGGACUGUCCCCUGCCCCAGGGCGACCUGGGUGCCACCACGGUGUCACUGGAUGAGUUGGUGGCCAAGCCCAGCGUGCCGGUGGCCCUCAGGGACAUCCCGCUGCUGGACCACCGGGAGCGGCCCACGGGGCACACCGUCACCUUCCUCUGCUCCUUUGACGCUCACGGCUCCACCGGGGACAUCGCCGUCACCCAGGGCCCGGUGUCACCGGUGCCACCCGCGGUGUCCCCCGCAGACAGGCGGGAGGAUUUCCAGGUCCGGGUGAGGGUCAUCAAGGGCCACCAGCUGCGGGGCAAGGACAUCAAACCCGUGGUGAGGGUCCGGAUCGGGAAGCGGAACUUCCACACCCGCAGCCGGAGCGGGAACAACCCCUACUUCAACGAGGUGUUCUGUCAGAAUUUCCGCCUGACGCCGGAGCAGCUGGUGGCACAAAACAUCCACAUCCAGGUGCUCCGUUCACCCCACGCCUGCAUCAAACCCGUCAUCGGCGACUUCCAGCUCGACAUCGGCACCGUCUACUCUGCCCCAGUGGAGCCGGCGCGGCCGUGCCAGGGAUCGGUGAAGGUCUCGGUGCGGGUCGGAUUCGCCGGCAGGACCCUCUGCACCCGCGGGGUGCCCCUCGAUGCCAACCCCGAGUGGAACGAGGUUUUGUCGUUCCCCCUGCGGCUGCCCCCGGUCUGUGACGAGAUCCUGCUGGAAAUCCUGCGAGGCUCGUGCCGGAACAAAACCCUGGCCAGGGCCACGCUGAGGCUGCCCCAAAUCUGCCGGGAGCCCGAGGAGCUCGAGGAGGGGACCCCCCAUUUCCUCCCGUCCUUCGGGCCCAGCUUUGUCCCCCUGUACGGCCCCCGGCCCGACGCUGCCCGGAGCCGCCUGCCCCGCUGCCAGCUCGGGCUCUGCGGGGUUUUCUACUCGGUCUCCUCGGUACCGGCGGGUCCCGAACCCCUGAGCCUCGAGCUGGGCAUCGGCGGAGCCGCGGCCGCCACGGCCCCGGAACGGCCCCGGUGCGACGGGAACCUCCACCACUACCUGCCGUGGUUUGGGGACAAGCCGGUGGCCGCUGUCACCUCGCACUGGGAGGACGCCGGGCACCGCUGGGACAGCCUGAACCUGCUGCGGGCGCUGGGACAGCGGCUGGAGCGGAACCUGGCGGAGCUGCGGCAGCACCGCGGGGGCUCGUCCGGGUCCGUGCGGGCGCGGCUGCUGCGGGAGCUGGCCCAGGACUGCACGGACGCUCUGGGCUGGCUGGAGGCUCAGCCCGCCGUGACGGCGCUGGACCAGCAGCUCCGCGGCUCCCGGCGGCUCCUCCUGCGGCAGCUGCGGCGUUUGGCCGAGGGGGACCCCGAGAAAAUUCCGGAAUUACGCGGGGACGCCUUGGGGACGGCGGCUCGGGGCUGGCUGCGACGCGUGGCCGCGCUGGCCGUCGAGCCCCAGGCCGGUGUCCCCGACGUGCAGCUGUGGCUGGUGAGGGGACAGCGGCGGGUGGCCUCGGCUCGCGUGGCCGCCACCGAUGUCCUGCACUCCCCGCGUGGCCCCGGCGCCUGCGGCCGCCUCUGCGGGAGGAUCCUCACCCUGUUCCUGGGCUGCGGGGACAGCCAGGCCCAGGUGCGGCUCCGGCUGUGGCUGGGCCGGGUGGGCGAGAGCGGGGACCUGGAGCGGCUGCUCGGGGGGAGCCUGAGCUUCUACUGCCACACGCUCGAGGAGCAGACGCGGCUCUGGGGCCAUUGGGGGCCCCGGAAGAUUUUGGGGCUCCCCGCGUUCAGCUCCGGGCCCCCCCCGGGGCAGCUCCGGCCCCCCCCGGGCUGGCGCUGGGCCGGGCCCUGGAGCCUGGAGCGGCCGCCGAGGGUGUCGCCGCGCCCCGAGCCCGCGGUGAGCGCGGUGCUGGAGGAGCUCUACGAGACCCAGAGGAGAGAGCCCGGAGGGAGCUGGAGCCCCGCCGGUACCGGCAGCACCGACUCGGACGGACAGGCGGUGCCACCCAAGGAGGAGGUGGCGUGUCCCCAGGGCUGGAGCGUCACCAGCGACUGGCACGUGGACACCGAGGGGGACGUGGAUGAGGACGGGUGGCAGUACGGGCUGGGCACGGACGAUGGCAGUCCCCUGGCAGGGUGGCACCGCAAGGGACAGCCCUGUCACAACCUGCGGCGGCGGCGCUGGCUCCGGAUCCGCCACAGGGACACCGAGACACGGGACACGGACACGCUCAGCACCCUGGAGCGGGGGACAGCGGUGUCACCCCGGGCCAGCCCUGUCCCCUCCCGGGACAUCCAGGAGCCGGCCCAGGACGAUCCCGGGCAGCUGCCGGGGGGCUCCUCCCUGACACCCCCGCAGCAGCCGCCCCUCUUCAUCCUCUGCAGCUUCCAACGGCCCGGCCGCUUCCAGCUCCGCUGUUACAUCUUCCAGGCGCUGGAUCUGGCGCCCGGCAGCUCCAGGACCCCCCUAGGUGCGACCCCCGGGCCCCGCGCCCCCCUUCCCCGGCAGCCCGGGGCACUGACGGUGUCGCUGUCGCCAGGUGUCACCGCGCAGGUGUCGUUCGUGUCCCUGAGCCAGCGCACGCGGGCGGUGCGGGGGGCUCCGGAGCCGCGCUGGGAGCAGACCCUGCUGUUCCCGGGGGUGCUGCUGUUCGGGGACCCCCGCGGGACACAGCAGGACCCCCCGGCUGUGGUGGUGGAGGUGUGCGAGCAGCGGGGACAGGGUGCCGGUGCUCUCCUGGGGAGGAGCGUGUGCCUCCCGCGGGUCUGGCUGGACGUGCGACACCGGGAGCCCCCCCGGCUCCAGCCUCACCCCCUGCACGGCCCGCGGGGCCCGGCCGGGGAGCUGCUGGCGGCCUUCGAGCUCCUCCACGAGCCCGAGGACGGGACCCCGGCCCCGCUCAGGCUCCCGCCCCUGAGGAACGGCGAGUUCGGCUUCCCCCCGGAGCUGCGGCCGCGCCUGCAGAGGGUGGCGCUGGAGGUGCUGGCCUGGGGGCUGCGGGGGCUGCGCGGGGCCGUGCGGGAGCCGCGCCUGGAGCUGCAGUGGGGGGAGCAGAGCCUGUGGACCCCCCCGAUCCAGGACAUGGCCACCGACCCCAACUUCCCCAGCAACGCCUUCGUGCUCACCCUGGUGAGCGGGGCAGGGCCGGAGGGUCCCUCCCCGGGCUCGGGUGGCACCGCGGGUGACCCGGCCGUGUCCCCGCAGGCGCUGCCCGAGGAGGAGCGGUUCGUGCCCCCCAUCCGCCUGCGCCUCUGGGCCGGCACCGAGCGGCGGCUGCUGCUGGGCCAGGCCAGCGUCAGGGACCUGGGGCGGUUCCGCUGCCCCCCGCCCCGUCCCGAGCGGCUCCUGGGCUCGGGCAGCGGCUCUCACACGGCUGUGGCAAUGCCAGAGGAUCUCCUCUCCCCGCCCGUCUCCUCCAGCCUCUGGAAGCGUUUGUGUUCCUUUCUCCUGGCCACAGCCCCAGCCAGGACGGCUCAGGACCUGCUCAGCCGCCUCAGGAACAUCGGCGCUGAGGACCAGAUCUACGGCUGCGAGCUGGAGGCGGUGCCCGAGUUCGAGGGGCUGCAGGAUUUCUGCCAGACCUUCCCCCUCUACAAACCGGGCCGUCCCCGCUCGGCCGCGCAGCCCCCGGAGCCCGUGGGCAGCUUCAAGGGGCUUUUCCGCAUCUACCCCGUGCCCGAGGAGGCCGGGCCGGGCCCCGCCGUGCCCCGCUACUUCCAGCGGCUGCCGCCCCGCGAGCCCCAGCGGUGCCUGCUGCGCGUCUACAUCGUGCGAGCCUUCGAGCUGUCCCCCCGCGAUGUCACCGGGCUGAGCGAUCCCUACGUGCGGGUGUCGCUGGGGAAGAGGACGCUGGGACAGAGGGAGCAGUACGUGCCCAACACCCUGGAGCCCGUGUUCGGCAGGCUGUUCGAGCUGACGGCCACCAUCCCGCUGGAGAAGGACCUGCGUGUCACCAUCAUGGACCACGACAAGGUCCCCCCGGACCAGGAGAUCGGCAGCACCACCAUCGACCUGGAGAACCGGCUGCUGUCCCCGCGGCGCGCGCACUGCGGGCUGCCCGCGCGCUACCACACGCCGGGGGUCCCAGAGAGGGGUGACCCCCCUUUGGGACCCCCCGGGGCUGCCCGGGAGCGCCUGGCCCUGCACGUGCUGAACCUGUGCGAGCUCGUCCCGGAACACCUGGAGACCCGGAGCCUCCGGAACCGGGAACAGCCCGGGCUCGAGCAGGGCAAGGUGCAGAUGUGGGUGGACAUUUUCCCCGUCAGCCUCGGGCCCCCCGGGCCCCCCUUCAACAUCGACCCCCGCAAGGCCGAGGGGUACGAGCUGCGCUGCGUGGUGUGGAGGGUGCGGGACGCGGACCUUGGGGACAUCAACCUGCUGGGACAGCGCAUGAGUGACAUCUACGUGUGCGGGUGGCUGGACGGGCUCCCCGAGCACCGGCAGCACACCGAUGUCCAUUAUCGCUCCCUGGACGGGAACGGAGCCUUCAACUGGCGCUUCGUGUUCCCCUUCGAGUUCCUGGCGGCUGAGAAACUGUGUGCCAUCCACCGCAAGGAGCACGUGUGGAGUUUGGACCAGACGCUGCUGAAGGUGCCCCCCAAGCUCAUCCUGCAGGUGUGGGACAAUGACAAGUUCAAGGCGGACGAUCUGCUGGGGAUCCUGGAGCUGGAGCUGACGCGGCUGCCGCGGCCGGCCCGCAGCCCCGGGCGGUGCCGGCUGAGCCCGCGGGAGCUGCCCCGGCUCGCCCGGAGCUGCUGCCGGGGCCCGGGGCUCGCCCGCCCCACCCUGGACCUGUUCCGCAGGAGGAGAGCCCGCGGCUGGUGGCCCUGCACCCUGCAGGAGGAUGGCGGCCAGCGGGUCUCGGGGAAGCUGGAGCUCUCCCUGGAGCUGCUGACGGCGCGGGAGGCCGAGGAGCGGCCGGUGGGGAAGGGCCGGGAGGAGCCCAACAAACACCCGACACUGCCCGAGCCCAAGCGCCCCAAGUCCUCGUUCCUGUGGCUGCAGUCCCCGCUGAGCCUCGUGCGCCACGGGCUCCGGUGGCGGUACCCGCUGAGCAUCGGCCUGGGGCUGGCGGCGCUGCUGCUGCUGCUGCUGGCGCUGCGCUCCUUCCUCCCGAACCGGGCUGUCCGUACCCAGAACCGGGCUCCCCGUACCCAGAACCGGGCUCCCCGUACCCAGAACCGGGAUUCCCGUACCCAGAACCGGGCUCCCCGUACCCAGAACCGGGCUCCCCAUGCCCAGAACCGGGAUUCCCGUAACCAGAACCGGGCUGUUCGUACCCAGAACCGGGCUCCCCGUACCCAGAACCGGGCUCUCCAUGCCCAGAACCGGGCUCUCGGCUCCUCCCAGCGCCCCGUGCCCAUCCUCAUCCUCCGGUGCCGCUCCGCAGGCCUCCCUCACCGUGAAGGUUCCCGAGCCGCGCCGGUUCCUGCGCCCGGAUCCCGACCCCAAACCCUGAGGAUCCGUCUGGGAAUCCGCCCGGAGCCCCUUCCCGAGCCGCUCUCCAGCCGGGACGGGAUUGCUCCGCUCCAGGGCCGCCAUCCCGGCUGGAAUUCCCCGGGAAUUGCCCACCCUCUGCCCAGCGGUUUGGCCACGAGGCUGCCGCAGGUACGGAUAAAAUAA
This is a messenger RNA of Pseudopodoces humilis (Tibetan ground-tit), 5838 nucleotides long. Lineage: Eukaryota; Metazoa; Chordata; Aves; Passeriformes; Paridae. The record is from RefSeq and is a predicted model, not a curated record.